This is a messenger RNA of Fusarium falciforme, 549 nucleotides long. RefSeq lists its product as hypothetical. NCBI's taxonomy places the organism in Eukaryota, Fungi, Ascomycota, Sordariomycetes, Hypocreales, Nectriaceae. The transcript has 3 exons. Bases 1 to 549 code for a protein of 182 amino acids. The record is from RefSeq and is a predicted model, not a curated record.
AUGCGUUACCUUGCUCUCCCUUUCGUCGUGGUCAUGCUCACGUCGCCCAUUGCGGCAUUCGACAUUUGCAAAGCCCUCCACUGCUACGAGGAACCCGAGCCCCCAGCGGUCUGGGUGACUCUGAAAGCCGUUGAUCUUAAGGACCGGAACUACCAGCCCACAAUCCGCGUCGAUCUCACCGAAUCCGAUCAAAUCUGCGAUCCUUCCAAGGUUGAGGUCUUUAUGCAGUCUCUUGCCAUCGACAAGGACGGCCGCGGAGAAGGUUCCAUCAUGCUCGACCCAGAAACGUGGGCCAAAUCUUCGUGGGAGUUCUCUUGCUCAACACCCAAGGACUCUUCCAAGGAGCACAAGCUUAGCUUCACCAUUCAUGCCAUCAACGGCGAGGAGAUUGAGAAGAUGACAUUCGUGACGCGGUUCCGACAGAUGUGGCCCAUCAUCUUUACCAGCGUGGAAAGUGAUUCAAUGGCAGAGACACCAGAGUUCUCGCGAGGUACACUGUACUAUGUGCCUGAGGGAGGCUACCGAUUUGAGGAUUAUGAGGAGCUGUAA